CAUUACAGACCAAAAUUUUCAGUCAGCCAGAAAAAAUAUCCAUUGAAGGAGAAACAGUGGUGAAGAGGAACACGAAGUAGCCGGCCGAUUAUUUUCAGGGCCACAAAUUCCCAGCGGCCUCAACCUCAAAUGGCGCUAAAAAAUCCCAACCAUUUCUUCGGAUUUGAGCCCAAAAGGGAUACAUAUGGGUUUACUGUGAGGCCUCAACACCUUCAGAGAUACAGAGAGUAUGCCAAUAUCUAUAAGGAAGAGGAAGCAGAAAGGUCACAUAAGUGGAAUAGUUUUCUUAACAGCCAAGAAUUAUCUGUCCAACAACAUCAUAGCCGAGAGGUCUGCAAGGCAGAGGAUUCUGAAACAAGAAAUUAUAUAAUUGCCUGCCAUGAUGUGGUCAGAGAGACUGGUGAUUCAUAUAGAGAGAAGCCACUUCCUGACAUUCAUACAAAAAACCUUCUCGAGAAAGAGGCGUCAAAUGUCAUACAAUCAAAACCCAGGGAGGUGAAGACAUGGGCUGACAUUAGAUCAUCUCUAUCUGCUAUUGAAACUAUGAUGGCAUCUCGUGUGAAGAACAAAAACUAUGUGAAAGAUGAGAAGUUAGCAUCUUCUCAUGAUCAACUUCUUCCAAUUGGGGAGUCAAAACCUCUGAGGGAAGAAACUGAGGACAACGAUGAUGAAAGCAACAGUGUGAUAUUGGAUGACAGUUCAAGGACAGCUGCUGAAGGAUGUACUGCAGGUGAUAGAGGUCAUGUAGAACCUUCUGUGCCUUGGAAGGAUGAACUUGAGCAACUUGUUCAUGGAGGAGUACCAAGAGAUCUCCGGGGAGAGGUUUGGCAAGCCUUUGUGGGUGUCAAGGCACGCCGGGUUGAGAGAUAUUACCAGGACUUGACCAUCUCUGAAAAUGAUGUUGGUCCUUGCCCGAAGAAUGACACACCAUUGAUAGACAACAAUAGCAAGGGAUCCAAUAGAGGGAUAGCCGAUGUGUCAGAAAAAUGGUGGAAGCAGAUUGAGAAGGAUCUGCCUCGGACUUUUCCCGGACAUCCUGCAUUGAAUGAGAAUGGACGAAAUUCCCUAAGGCGCUUACUUCUGGCGUAUGCCCGACACAACCCAUUAGUUGGGUAUUGCCAGGCAAUGAAUUUUUUUGCCGGUUUGUUGCUACUCAUGAUGCCAGAGGAAAAUGCCUUUUGGGCCUUGGUGGGCAUUAUGGAUGACUAUUUUGGUGGAUGUUUCUCACAAGAAAUGAUCGAGUCUCAGGUUGACCAACUUGUUUAUGAAGAGUUGAUGCGUCAAAGGUUUCCUAAACUGGUGAAUCAUCUAGAUUACUUGGGAGUGCAGGUUACAUGGAUAUCUGCACCUUGGUUUCUUUCAAUUUUUGUAAAUAUGCUUCCAUGGGAAAGUGUUCUACGAGUUUGGGAUGUACUUUUGUUUGAAGGGAGUCGUGUCAUGCUAUUUCGAACUGCACUUGCCUUGAUGGAGUUAUAUGGUCCUGCUAUAGUGACAACCAAUGAUGCUGGAGAUGCCAUCACUUUAUUACAAUCCCUAGCUGGUUCCACUUUUGAUAGCAGUCAACUUGUGUUGACUGCAUGUAUGGGGUUUUCAAAUGUAACUGAAGAUAGAUUGCAAGAACUAAGAAAGAAGCAUAGACCAUCUGUAAUUUCAACAUUAGAGGAAAGAUCAAAAGGUGGUCAAGUUCUAAAAGAUCCAAAAAGUCUUGUGACUAAGCUCUGUAGUUUCAAGCAUGAUUCUCAAUUGAGAAUGAAACAAGUAAAAACAGAGGAAGGUUCAGGUGAUAGGAUUGUAGACAGUGAUGAAUCACAUUCUAGGACUAGCUCUACAUAUCUGGAAGAUUUUCUGAACAGUGUGCCCACAGAUCUUGAAGCAGAUUCUGUUCCAGAUCUUCAAGAACAGGUGACUUGUAUGGUUAUCUUAGCAUGUUGUAGUUUCCUAAGUUAGUUGGACACAUCUGGCAUAAACAAAGCACUAUUUUGAAACACUAACAGCAUUUGGUUUGUUGAAUUGGUGAAUCUCUCUGUUUUCUCUGCAUGCUCCUGUGCAGGUGGUAUGGCUGAAGGUUGAGCUAUGUAACUUACUGGAAGAGAAGAGAGCAGCUGUACUCCGGUUAGCUUUUAACUCUGUUGUUCGACGUUCUCUGUUAUUUUAUUUGUAGGUGCUUCUAUUCCAUACAACAACAUGAACAACAACCUACCUACCUUACCUACCAAGUAAAAUAUCACAAGUGGG
Messenger RNA from Cuscuta campestris, 2235 nucleotides. The record is from the annotation of a GenBank genome assembly. Lineage: Eukaryota; Viridiplantae; Streptophyta; Magnoliopsida; Solanales; Convolvulaceae.